CAUGUUUGGUCAGUUUAACGGACCGGACUAGUAUUUGAUUUGUAUGGAAAGUCAAAUUUGAUGUACACAGGAGCCAUUGGAUAGGCGGUCUCCAUUAUUCGCCGACCACAUGAUCCGAGCACUUCUAGCACUGUGGUCACCCAGUGCAGUCAGCGUCAGCACUGAAGACGAGGCUCAGAACCAGAACCUGGCUCAAGCCCAAUCUGCGCGACAGAUUCGAGCUCGCUGGGGGAUGCGCCGCCAGAGCCAGAGUGGCAACGUUUAUCCCCGGUUCCGCCAUUUCUCGCGACACGCUCGAAUGAUAGCCUUUGAAAUGGCCGGUCGACAGAAUCUGGCCAAUCUGUUAGACCGAGUCGAGCCAAACUUUCACCAGCCCCAAGCUGAACAGGAUCCAGACUUGAGCGAAUCGGAGCCAGAUGAGGGGUUCUUGCUUCAGCGUUACGGAGGAGGUUACGCGGUGAUCCGCCGCCGGUGCAACUUCACCCUGCCGCGCAUUGGAAUCGACGAGCCCGUCAGCCAGCCCUUAGUGUGGCUGGCCCUGGAGACACUGGAGGCAGAAGCUUUCAAUGUAAACGACAUUCAAGGUACUCGUAGUUCCGCAGACUUUGUGGCACAGUUUUUGGUCAAAAAUCUGACCAUAGACGUCUUCAAUGCUGGGAAUCAGCCAGGCUAUGGUCCCUCCAGUGUUCGACCACCACCACCACCACCACCACCACCCCCACCAGCUGUUAACUAGAAAAAAAUCUUUCCAUAUGCCGCUCGCUUGUGCUGGUCGGUGUAAUCGGUAAUGGUAACGAAAAUUUCCCGUGAUUAAAUACACUUGACGCCAAAUUAAGAAUCCAUAUACAUGUGCAGCUCGAGGAUCGAUCUGCACUCUUCAACAAAAAUUUCCCAUGAUUACACACAUUUCAAAAAUCUUUCACCAAUUAAGAAACUAGCUUAAAAUUCAAAAGACGUUUAGCAGAAAGAGAGUAGACAACAGAGGUAUCGCCAAUCGAUGUACCACCAGCGAUGCCAAGAUUAAAUGACAAAAAAUAAUUGUUCUAUAUAAAAUUCAGCACGAAAAGUAUUGAUUAAAAUUGACAUGAACCCCAUGA
Molecule: messenger RNA, 1097 nt
Organism: Drosophila pseudoobscura
Lineage: Eukaryota; Metazoa; Arthropoda; Insecta; Diptera; Drosophilidae
Exons: 3
Coding region: 110-736 (208 amino acids)
Source: RefSeq, a predicted model, not a curated record